Stegastes partitus (bicolor damselfish) is the source of this 1967-nucleotide messenger RNA. It is a transcript of the gene slc38a2, whose product is annotated as solute carrier family 38 member 2. Lineage: Eukaryota; Metazoa; Chordata; Actinopteri; Pomacentridae. Bases 341 to 1891 code for a protein of 516 amino acids. Gene Ontology annotation, molecular function: L-glutamine transmembrane transporter activity. The transcript has 16 exons. Gene Ontology annotation, cellular component: plasma membrane. Gene Ontology annotation, biological process: L-glutamine transport; amino acid transmembrane transport. The record is from RefSeq and is a predicted model, not a curated record.
CAGAAUAGGGUCUUCUCUCCGAGCGCGCCGCAUCUCUGGGAUUUUGAUUGAAUUAGUCAAUAAAUCGAAAUUCUUUUUUGCUUUUACGCGUCUCUCGGUUUUAUUCUAAGACUAUCUUAUUCUUCUUUUUUUGCCACUUGAACCUUUUCAGUGUCUGUUUUAAAUCAGAUCCUGUCUUCUAAUAGACUAUCAAUUCAUUUUCUAUUCAUAUAACAAAUAACCCAAAUAUUCUUAAGGAUCAGAAGAUUUUUUUUGUGAAGAAAUCGUCCGGACGGUUGCUGUUUCUUUUGUCACUGAAGGGAUUUUACAGGCAUCCUGCCACAUCUUCACAAGUUCCAACAUGGCCAGUGAGAAACAACCCACUGCCAGAACUGAGAUGAAAUGUUUAAACGCUGCGCAUGACGACGACAGCAGCAGCUCCAACAGCAAUGAAUACCCUUAUCCAGACUAUGUGAAGAAGGUCCCGCUGGACAGCCAAUACCCUGAUCUGGACGCAGAGAACCAAAACUUCCUCCCUGAACAUAACCUGGGCAAGAAGAAGUAUGAAACUGAAUAUCAUCAGGGCAACGCCUCCUUUGGCAUGUCUGUCUUCAAUCUGGGCAACGCCAUCAUGGGCAGUGGCAUCCUGGGUCUGUCCUACGCCAUGGCCAACACCGGCAUCGCCCUCUUUGUGAUUCUCCUCGUGGCUGUCGCUAUCUUCUCGUUGUAUUCUGUCCACUUGCUGCUGAAGACGGCCAACGAAGGAGGUGCUCUGGUUUAUGAGCAGCUGGGUUACAAAGCCUUCGGGAUACCUGGAAAACUGGCAGCCUCCUGCUCCAUCACCAUGCAGAACAUCGGAGCCAUGUCAAGCUACCUCUACAUCGUCAAGUACGAGCUGCCCCUCGUCAUUCGAGCUUUUACGGGAACCGAAAAUGGAGAAUGGUACACUAACGGAGACUACCUGGUGCUGCUGGUGACGAUUGCCAUCAUCCUGCCCCUCUCACUUCUCAGGAACUUGGGUUACCUUGGUUACACCAGUGGUCUGUCCCUGCUCUGCAUGGUGUUCUUUCUGAUUGUGGUGAUCAUCAAGAAGUUCCAGAUUUCUUGCCCCCUGCCUGUUGACAUGGAGGCUAUGAAUGAAACCCUCGGCAGAAUACUGAACGGCACUUCGCCUGACCUCAACUCCUCCGCUGUGGACUACAGCGAAGACGCCUGCAGGCCCAAAUACUUUGUCUUCAACUCACAGACUGUCUACGCUGUUCCCAUCUUGACCUUCGCCUUCGUGUGCCACCCCGCCAUCCUGCCCAUGUACGAGGAGCUCAAAGACCGUUCCCGCAGAAAGAUGCAGGGUGUUGCUAACGUGUCCUUCCUGGCCAUGUUCAUCAUGUACCUGCUGGCUGCCCUCUUUGGAUACCUGACCUUCAACUCCCACGUUGGCCCUGAGCUGCUGCACACCUACUCCAGGUACUACAAGUUCGAUGUGCUUCUGCUGAUCGUCCGUCUGGCCGUGCUGACCGCCGUCACCCUCACCGUCCCCGUGGUGCUCUUCCCCAUUCGUACCUCCGUCAACCACCUCCUGUGCCCCACUAAGGACUUCAGUUGGAUCCGCCACACUGUCAUCACUGUGGUCCUGCUGGCUGGAACCAACGCCCUGGUCAUCCUGGUCCCCACCAUCAGGGACAUCUUUGGCUUCAUUGGCGCUUCUGCUGCUGCCAUGCUCAUCUUCAUCCUGCCCUCCGCUUUCUACAUCAAGCUGGUCAAGAAGGAGCCCAUGAAGUCUGUGCAAAAGAUUGGGGCCACCCUCUUCCUGAUAUGCGGCUUCAUCGUCAUGAUCGGCAGCAUGACCCUCAUCAUCCUGGACUGGAUCCACAACGCCUUACCCAGCCCGGUCACGAAGGCCGACGGACACUAAAGCUCCAGCUCUCCUGCUGCGUCCUGCCGGAGGAGAGGAGGCUCUCCGCGCCGGGCUGCUACGACCGCGCAACCAA